This is a messenger RNA of Leguminivora glycinivorella, 1669 nucleotides long. RefSeq names its product cytochrome P450 6B2-like. Gene Ontology annotation, molecular function: oxidoreductase activity, acting on paired donors, with incorporation or reduction of molecular oxygen; monooxygenase activity; heme binding. The transcript is spliced from 3 exons. The record is from RefSeq and is a predicted model, not a curated record. NCBI's taxonomy places the organism in Eukaryota, Metazoa, Arthropoda, Insecta, Lepidoptera, Tortricidae. The coding region runs from base 49 to 1578 and encodes 509 amino acids.
UCAUAUAAUCAUUAACGUCUUUUGCGAAAAUAGUUUUGAUUUAAAAUUAUGAUCUGCUUUAUAGGUUUAUUUUUAACUUUGUUUUAUUUUUAUUGUAUAAAUACUUACAACUAUUGGUCGAGGCGUGGUGUCAAGCAAAUUAGUUUAUUUUCGUUACUACGUAUGUUCAAGCGACAGUGUCUGAAACAGGUUAACGAGGUAGAGUUGUACGAAAAGGUAUACGCCAAGUAUCCCAAUGAAAAAAUUGUCGGAUUUUAUAUUUUCACUUCACCAGUACUCAUGGUCAGAGAUCCUGAAAUAAUCAAAUAUGUCCUUAUAAGAGACUUUGAUACAUUCUACUCAAGAGGAAUUUUCCAACUAGACAAAGUGCCUGAACCAUUUUUAGAUCAAAUAACUUCUGGCGAAGGUGACUUGUGGAAAUUAUUGAGGCAAAAUCUUUCGCCUGCUUUCUCCACUGGAAAGGUUAAGGGAAUGUUUCCUCAGAUUUUGACUAGAGCGGAAAAAUUGCAACGUAUUGCAUGUAAAGCGGACAAAGGAGAAGUUGAUGCUGUAGAUUUAGUGAAACGUUACUCUGUAGACGUCGUUGGAGCUUGCGGAUUAGGUAUCGAUUUGGAUACCUUAAAUGGCGAGCAUGAAGUGGUCUUGAAACUCGGUAAACGUAUUUUUAAAAAGACAAACAGGGAUGUACUUGUAUACUUUUUGAAAUGUACCAUGCCGGCUAUAUUUAAGCAUGUCCACCUAAUUCCAUCUUUUGUGCAAGAUGCUACUAAAGCUGUGGUGAAAAUUAUUAUGGAACAAAGAAAUGAUGAGCCCUACGACAAGAAUGAUUUUGUGGAUUUACUUUUGAAGUUAAAAGAGAAGGGUGUGAUGGUUGGAGAUUCUUUGACGCGCAAAAAUGUCGACGGUUCCCCUGUUAAGACGGAGAUAGAGUUUACCGACGCACUACUGACUGCUCAAGUGUUCAUGUAUUUUGCCGGCGGGACUGAUACGACGACUUCUGCGACAAGCUACACACUGUACGAGCUCGGUCACCAUCCUGAAUACCAGAGAAAAUGCCACGAAGAAAUUGACUUCGUGCUAGCGCGUCAUGGGAACCAAUUAACUUAUGAAGCCAUUAAAGAGAUGAAAUACCUCGAGGCCUGCUUCCGGGAAGCAUUACGCUUGUUCACGCCGAUUGGAAACUUUAUGCGCAAAUGUAUGAAGCAGUACACCAUCCCCGGCACUAAUGUCACGCUCGACCCCGGCGUGUUGGUAGUCGUCCCGGCGCAGGCGGUGCACAUGGACCCUCAGUAUUUCCCCGACCCUGAGCGGUUCUGUCCUGACCGCUUCUACGGAGAACAUGCAAUCUUCAAGGAUGCUUACAUGCCUUUUGCUAAAGGACCUAGAGCAUGCAUUGGUGAGCACUUGGGUUACAUCCAGUCGCUGGUGGCUGUGGCGGCGGUGCUUCGCCACUCGCGUGUAUCGCCGGUUGGCGAGCGGCCUAGCCGUGUGCCGCGGGAUCCCAACACCGCCAUCGUACAGAAGAUUAAGGCUCCACUACGAAUCAAAGUUACACCACGUUCAAAUUCAUAUGAAUAAAAUAUUAAUAUUAAUACAGUAAGGUAACGGACCCAAUCAUGAACAGUUUAAGAUAAAAUUUUGCCUAUUUUUGAUAUUUCACUGAGCGCCA